Molecule: messenger RNA, 1233 nt
Organism: Dufourea novaeangliae
Lineage: Eukaryota; Metazoa; Arthropoda; Insecta; Hymenoptera; Halictidae
Product: homeobox protein homothorax
Exons: 6
Coding region: 8-1141 (377 amino acids)
Source: RefSeq, a predicted model, not a curated record
GGCGUUCAUGGCGCAGCCAAGGUAUGACGAUGGCGGGCUGCACGGGAGUUACCUCGAGGGCGGAGGUGGCGGCGGCGGCGCAGGGCUGUACGAUCCGCACGGGAGCGCACGUGGCGUGCCCGGCUUACAUCACAGUCCUCACCUCGGGGGUAUGGGCCCAGCUCAUCCCCAGUACCCACCGCCUCCGCCGCAGCCACCCCAACACGUGCUCGCGGCCGCGGCCGCGGCUGCCGCAUCCGCGGUGCCCGACGUACACAAACGCGACAAGGACGCGAUCUAUGGACACCCCCUGUUCCCACUUCUCGCGUUAAUCUUCGAGAAGUGCGAGCUCGCGACGUGUACGCCGCGUGAACCAGGCGUCGCGGGCGGUGAUGUCUGCUCGUCUGAGAGCUUCAACGAGGACAUCGCUGUCUUCUCCAAACAGAUCAGACAAGAGAAACCAUACUACAUCGCGGAUCCGGAGGUGGACUCGCUGAUGGUCCAGGCGAUCCAGGUCCUUCGGUUUCACCUCCUCGAGCUCGAAAAGGUCCACGAACUCUGCGACAACUUCUGCCACCGGUACAUCAGCUGCCUGAAGGGCAAGAUGCCGAUCGACCUGGUGAUCGACGACCGGGAGAGCUCGAAACCGCCGGAGAUCGGUAACGGUCUAGACGGUGGCGGGCCGAGGAGCACAGCGGACAGCACCAGCCACACGGACGGAGCCAGCACGCCGGACGUCGUGAGUACCUCACCAUCGUCAACGUCUUAUUAUCCGCACGACGCGAUCACCCCCAAUUACCACCAUCACCACCACCACCACCACCAUCACCAGAAUAAUAACAAUAAUAAUAAUAAUAAUAAUCACACCGGUAUCGGCAGUACCGCCACUACCACACCCCUGCAACUGAGCCAAAACCAAAGCCAAAACCACCACCCUGCGCCGCAGUCGAACACCACCACUACUACUGCUAUUACCCCAAGUAGCGCCGCCACAACUCCCAACUCCCUAAAGCGUACGCACCAACAGAUGAUGAUGGCAGCCGCGGCGGCAUCCGCGAUGGCCACCUCGCCGCACGCAGCCGCAUCCGCGCCCCCAGCGCACGCGCACGCCGCCCUCGCCGCCUACCACAGCAUCAGCUCGGCCGUGUAUCCGUGCUCGUAAUAGACGACGCGACUUCCGUGCCGAUACCGCGAGACCUAUUCACAUCUUAUCGUCCUGUGAAAAAAGAAAACCCUUCUUCUGUCUUCUAUGGC